Messenger RNA from Heterobilharzia americana, 2786 nucleotides. NCBI's taxonomy places the organism in Eukaryota, Metazoa, Platyhelminthes, Trematoda, Strigeidida, Schistosomatidae. The record is from the annotation of a GenBank genome assembly.
GGAAACACCCAGAAAAGAAUAUUAAAAUAAUAUCUCUUCACCACUACUACAAAAUAUUUGACUCAAACAUGCAAAAGUAAGCAUACUUUACUCUUAAGAAGUGUACAUUACACAGCAAUAUAAAGUGAUAGCACUACGAAGCAAAAUUCCAAUCUUCAGAAAUAUAUUAAACCAAAGCAACAUACCUUAAAGAAACUUCUUUGAGUUAGUUGAUGUAAAACACACCUUGGUUCGUACAACACAUUCAGUAUACUUCAGUAUUACCGUGAUCGACUAUCAUCAUUAUUGUCAUCACCGUCACUAUCAGCAUCAGCAAGACCGUAAACAGGGGGAAGACAGGCUGCUUAUUACUAUAUGUACAUAUUUAUACUUAUUCUUAUUUCUCAUAUAAUCCUGAGUAAAAAGAUUCUGCUUUCACUUCGCUUACUUUAUAUGAAUAAACGGACAUCAUACACAAACUGUUCAGUAUCACUGUCAUCUUUAUCCUGAAGGUCUAAUUCAGUACUAUCACAAAAAUAUACAAUUGUAUCUACAUACUGGUCAAUUUUACUAUUCAAAUAAUGAAUGAUAUAUAUCAAUGUUUUCAAAUGAAUACAAUAGAUGAUGUAUCAGAAGAUUCAAAUUUAUGUAUAAAUGACUCAAAUAAAUCAAUAAAAACAAUUAAUCCCUAUCGUAAAUUACACAAUUCUAAUUCAUCAGAUAUGAUUAAUUCAUUUAACUCUGAAAUGUAUUACACUACUUCUAAUAAUAAAAGUAUUAAUCCUAAAGAUGAACUAAUAAAAUGUUCAAAUGAUAUUGUUGAAUCAAGUAAAUUAAAUCCUAUUUUAGCAAUAGCUAGUCAUCAAUGGUUUGAUCGAUUAUUUCAUUCAAAUUCAUACAUAUCUGAUAAUAAUAUCAAUAAUAGUAAUAAUAUUAAUAAUAAUAAUAAUAAUAAUAAUAAUCAUUAUAAUCAACGAUCAUAUAACCACCAUAAUCAUCAUCAACAUACUUGUGGUUUAAAUUGUGAAUCAACUCAUGACCAUUUAAAUCGUAUACGCUUAAAUUCAUAUUAUUCAGAAUAUUCUCAAACAUCUAAGAAUAAUUUAAUUACAAAUCAAAAAGUAAUCAAUAAAUUGGAAUCAUCGAAAUUCGAUGAAACAUGCCAUGAUAAUAAUAGUAUUACUAAUAAUGAAAUUGAUAAUAAUUGUGAAAUGAUCAAUAGAAAUUCAGAAAACGAUUUUCAUAAUAAUAAUAAUAAUAAUAGUGGGGAUAGCAGCAAUGAUAGUAACAGUACUACAAAAUAUGAUUACAAUUCCCCAAAUGGGAAAAAUACAGUGAAUUCAAAUCCAAUGAAAUCCCGUUCCAAUAGUUUAGAUUAUCAAACUGAAUUAAGCUUUCAUACUAAUAAAUUUAUAAAUUAUUCUAAUUAUUUCAUUGAAUAUGAUAAGCAUGAAAUAGAAAAUAAACAAUCUGUAUCAGUCAAUACUGACAAUGAUGAUGCUGAGGCUGAUGAUAUUAACAAUGGUAACAAUGAUCAUAUUUAUUCGAAUCGAUUAAAUUCAAAACUAUUAAAUGAAGUCAAUGAGAAUUCCUCUAAAAGAUCACAUUAUCAUUUCAGUGGUGAGUGUACGACAACACAGAAUACGACUAAUACUACUAUUAAUAGUAAUAAUAACCGUAAACUAAAUCAUAAUACAGUUUUCACUGAUAAAAAUUAUCUUACGUCAUUUCCAAAUAAGAAAAUCAAUGAGUCUUGUUUAAAUUCUAUGAUAAUGAUCAAUAAUGAAAAUUUCACGUUAUAUGAUAAUCAAUCGUUAACAUCACCAAUACAUGAAUCAUCAUCAACAUCAUCUCCAUCUCAGUUGAAUUCUCAAAGAACCUUUAAUAAUGAGAAUAAAACCGCUACAUCUUUAUUAGAAUGGCAUUUAACAUCGGAUAGUGAAAAAGUCAAAUCUGAUCAUAAUAAUAAUAAUAAUAACAAUAAUAAUGAUAAUAAUAAUAAUAAUGAACACUUAUUAUUUGGUUAUAAAAGGCAAUUUAAUGAGCAAAAUUCAAGUUCAACGUUCAAUAAUUAUUUAACAAGUUCAUCUAUGAAUAAUACUCAUAAAAACAGUAAUAAUAAUAGUAAUAAUAAUAAGGAUGGUACGUAUGCGAAGUUGACCACUUCUACAGAUAGACAAUCACCACCAUUAUCCUACUCAUCACAAUCAACUGAAACUUUAAACGACGACUCAAUACGUAGUAAUCAUCAUCAGUUUACACAUUUACAAACGCAACACACAGAUAAAUUAUGUUCAGAUUUCAACACAGAAUAUAUGUGGACAAAGAAUCAUCACCAUGGUGAUUUAUCAAGUUAUGAAAGUGAAAUUAGUUACAUUAAAAACCAUUGGAAUUCAAAUCAUCAUUUACUAAUGAAUAAAUUACGUUUUACAACAUCAGGCAAGGCAGUUUCUACUACUACUAAUAAUAACAGUAGCAAUAAUGAAGUUAACUUUCCUGAACAUAAUCUAAUCGAUAUGAAUAGUGUUAACAGUAGUCUCAAUAAUAACAGCAAUUUUGACUCAAUGAUCCCGUGUAUAUCGCAUAAUUUUCUAACAAAUUUCACUAGAACAUCUUGUGAUAGUGUUCAGUCGAACUGUAUACAAGAGAAUCUAUACGAUCUAUCCUCUAAUUAUUUGAAUACAAAUGGUAGCCUAGUUGGAAGUUUUCCAAAUGUUAACUUUUCAAUUCGGACAACAGUAGUAAUCAUCCUGUAUCGACAUCUAUCAACCCUCAUAAUAAACUGGAUGAUUCAUAUGAGCGAGUAG